AUGUGUGUUGAAUUAUUAAUUGUGAUCUCUGUUGAUGGUGUUGAAGCUGUUAUCCCCGUUGUUACUCAAGAUCAGGCGAAACAGAGUCGUAAAAUAAGGAAAUUAUUGUUGGAUAAGAAGAAAUCUAAUUUAGCUGGAUCUUCAUCAGGUUCUAUCAAUAAUAAUGUCCUAACCGAUGAUUCGAUAAUAAUUCCGUCUGUUUCGCGUAUUGUUACAAGAGAAGUAUCGGUUUUCUCAGAAGAUAACAGCGGAUUAAGGGAAUUAAUUUUGGAUAAUAAAAGAUCUCAUACGAGACCCAUCAUAUCAGACACCAAUAUAAAUUUACCGACUUCUUAUCCAUCCAAUUCAACUCCAAAGGUCAUUGCUAAUGUUACGACAACCCGACCAUUCAGGCCACGAACUGUUAUUCCCAUUGUUAGUCAAGAUGAGGCAAAACAAAGUCGGAAAAUAAGGAAAUUAUUAUUGGAUAACAAGAGGUGUAAAUUACAUGGAUGUCCAUCAGAAGAUGUCAGUAAUAAUGCCACAACAAAUGAUUUGAUAACAACUCAUGAUAACAGCCGAUUAAGGGUAGAUAUUUUGGAUAGUAAAAGAUCUGAUACGAGACACAUCAUAUCAUUCACUAAUAUAAAUUUACCGCCUUCUUCUCCAACCGAGUCAAUUCCAAAUGUCAUCUCUAAUGUUACAGAAACCACACCAUUGAUGCCAACAAGUAAUGUUAGUUGUAUUACUAACAAUGUCACUCAACCAACAAACUGUACUCCACGUCAUAUUUCUUUUAACCUGACAUCAUUCACCGGCACCUCCACUAUGCUUCAAAAUUCAUCUUUGGAAAGGUUGUCAUCCGGAAAACGAAAGUUAAUUAGCACACCACGAAUUACAUCUCCAAUACCAAUUAUGGAUUUCAAUACAGAGGAAAUUGUAGAUCAAGAUCCGUUCAAGGGUCUCUCAAAAGAUUAUUUGGAUCAUGGUGACCAAUGCGUCACCUGUGAAGUAUGUAAUGCAAAGUUAUGGGAUGCAGAAAAAGGAAGAGGAAGAAGAAAGGAUGGGAAAAUGUGUUAUUUCUUAUGUUGUUCUUACGGCAUAGUAGAGCUUCCAGAUUACAAAGAUGCCAGAGGAAGUUAUCGUAUCCUAUUUAGUAAAAAAAAAAAUAAUGAAAGCAAGCAUUUUUUGAAGAAUAUUCGCCGUUACAAUUCCAUGUUUGCAUUUACUUCAAUGGGUGGUAAGGUUGAUUCAACGGUUAAUAGAGGCAAUGCUCCUUUUUGCUUUAGAAUUAGUGGAGAAAAUUACCAUUCAAUCGGAAGUCUUAUGCCAAACAACGGAGCGCAACCAAAAUUUUGCCAACUAUACAUAUAUGAAACUGAGAACGAACUUACAAACAGUCGUUCAGAGGAUUCAUCGUCUUCUUAUUCUGCUACUCUUGAUCGUAAGUUAAUAGAACAUAUAAAAGAUGUUUUAGAUAACGACAAUGAGUUGGUCAAAACUUACAGAAGAGCUAGGGAUUCUCUUCAAGACAGCCCUCAUGUAAAUUUGAAGCUUCGCCUAAUCGGAACAAGAGAAAAAGAUGGUCGGAGGUAUAACUUACCAACGGCGGGUGAGAUUGCCGCUCUCAUUGUUGGAGAUAUAGAAAAUGUAAUUGACAAUAGAGAUAUUGUUGUUGAGACUCAAACUGGUACACUGAAGAGAAUUAGUGAGUUGCACCCGUCAUAUCUCGCACUACAGUAUCCGAUUUUGUUUCCAUACGGAGAUGAUGGCUACCGAAUUGAUAUCCCUCACAGAGGUGUCAUUGAUGUUGUUAAUAAGAAACGUCCAAAUUGUACUAUGAGAGAGUUCUUUGCUUAUCGUAUGCAGGAUCGGAUAAAUCAGUUUUCGUUAAUCUUGAAUUCUAGGAGGUUAUUCCAGCAGUUCUUGGUUGAUGCUUAUACUAUGAUAGAAAAUGAGAGACUUAGCUAUAUACGAUAUCAACAGAAAGAUCUUAGGUCUGACACAUAUGAAAGCCUCCGUAAAUUAAAAACACAUGGUCAAGAUGAUAUAUCUAAGGCUGGAAAACGUAUCUUCUUGCCAUCCUCUUUUACUGGUGGAGCACGAUAUAUGAUGCAAAACUAUUUAGACGCUAUGGCUCUGUGUAAAUGCUUUGGUUAUCCGGAUUUUUUUAUAACCAUAACAUGCAAUCCCAAAUGGCCAGAAGUUCAACGCUUUCUCAAAGACACCAAUCUCAGUCCGGAAGAUAGGCCUGAUAUCCUUUCCAGAUUGUUCAAAAUUAAGCUUGAUUCAAUUUGCAAAGAUUUAAAAAAGAAUCAUCUAUUUGGCAAAGCUUCAGCAGUUGUUUACACAAUCGAGUUUCAAAAACGUGGUUUGCCUCAUGCCCAUUUAUGCUUAUUCAUGGAGCCUGAAUCGAAAUUACCUACGGUGGACCAUGUUGAUGGAUUUAUAUGCGCAGAAAUACCUGACAGAAAUCAAGAUCCAGAAUUAUUCAUGCUUGUGAAAGAAUAUAUGAUACACGGUCCAUGUGGUAAUGCUAGGUUGAGUUCUCCAUGUAUGGUUGAUAGGAAGUGUUCAAAAGGCUUUCCCAAAGACUUUCAAGAUCAUACUACACUAGAUUCAAACGGGUUUCCUUUAUACAGAAGGAGAAACAAUGGCGCUUUUGUUGUGAAAAAUAAAAUUGACCUUGAUAACAGAAGUGUUGUACCAUACAACAAAAAAUUAUUGAAAAGGUAUCAAGCUCAUAUAAAUGUUGAAUGGUGCAAUCAGGCCGCUUCGAUAAAGUAUUUGUUUAAAUACAUUAAUAAAGGACCUGACCGAGCGACUAUAGCCGUUGUUCAAAGCGAUAAUCAAUCUGACGAACAAGUACAAGACGAGAUAAAAGAGUAUUACGAUUGUCGAUAUAUAUCAGCUUGCGAAGCAUCUUGGAGGAUAUUUGCCAAUGAAGUGCAUUAUAGACGACCUUCUGUUAUGAGACUUCCGUUCCAUCUACCUGGCCAACAACCUGUUGUUUUCGGUCCUGAUGAGGAUAUUAACUAUGUUCUAAACAAACCAUCUGUUAAAUCUUCAAUGUUUCUCUCAUGGAUGGAACGUAAUAAAGACCCAAAUGACACGUUGGCGCGUACACUUACAUAUGUUCAGUUUCCCAAUUUUUAUGUUUGGAAGCUUGAUAAGCGAGUAUGGGAACCUAGACAAAGGAAAACAGCUAUUGGCAGGAUUCAUUUUGUACCUCCUUCACUUGGUGAAGCUUAUUUUUUGAGAAUUCUUCUUAACAAGGUCAGAGGACCAACAUCGUUUGAUGACAUUAAAACAGUUAAUGGUCAUGUUUACGAUACAUAUAGAGAUGCUUGCUAUGCGCUCGGUCUUUUGGAUGAUGACUCCGAGUAUGUGGAGGCAAUAAAGGAAGCAAGUUUAUCAGGAAGCGCUUCAUAUAUUCGUAAUUUAUUUUGUACCAUGCUGUUAUCCAGUAGUCUUUCUAGACCUGAGGUUGUUUGGGAAAGUUCAUGGAAAUACAUGACAGACGAUUUUUUAUAUAGACUUCAGAAAUACCAUCGAGUUACAGCGUUAUCAAUUCCGGAGCACCAACUGAAAAACUAUGCUUUGUGCGAGAUUGAGAAGUUUUUACUGCGAAAUAAUUCAUCCUUGCGAAGAUUUCAAACAAUGCCAUUUCCAGAUAUGUCGUCUUCAGGCAGUUCUGAUAGUCGUUUGAUAUUCGAGGAGCGGGCGUAUGAUAUAACACACCUUGGAAAUCUCUACGAUAGUCAGUUGACAAUGUUAACUGAUGAAUAA
Messenger RNA from Helianthus annuus (common sunflower), 3768 nucleotides. RefSeq lists its product as uncharacterized. The transcript has 9 exons. The coding region runs from base 1 to 3768 and encodes 1255 amino acids. NCBI's taxonomy places the organism in Eukaryota, Viridiplantae, Streptophyta, Magnoliopsida, Asterales, Asteraceae. The record is from RefSeq and is a predicted model, not a curated record.